This is a messenger RNA of Fusarium keratoplasticum, 1179 nucleotides long. RefSeq names its product Nickel/cobalt efflux system. Gene Ontology annotation, molecular function: nickel cation transmembrane transporter activity. The transcript is spliced from 2 exons. The coding region runs from base 1 to 1179 and encodes 392 amino acids. Gene Ontology annotation, biological process: nickel cation transmembrane transport. Gene Ontology annotation, cellular component: plasma membrane. The record is from RefSeq and is a predicted model, not a curated record. NCBI's taxonomy places the organism in Eukaryota, Fungi, Ascomycota, Sordariomycetes, Hypocreales, Nectriaceae.
AUGGCGCCCUUCAACUUUCAGAACCCGCUGGGCAUCUCCAAGCCCAGCUUCCUCCGCGGAAUACCCACAAACAGCCUGUUCAUGAUAUUCCUCCUCAUCAGCGUCAACGCCAUCGUAUGGGCCACUGCCGCCGUUGUGCUGCACUUCCACCCCCGCCUUGUCGCGCCAGCCGCGCUCUCGUACGUCCUCGGCCUGCGCCAUGCUCUGGAUGCAGACCACAUCGCCGCCAUCGACCUCAUGACUCGGAGGCUCAUCGCUUCUGGGCAGAGACCUGCUACUGUGGGGACUUUCUUUUCGCUGGGGCAUAGUACUAUUGUUAUUGUUACUUGUAUUGUUGUUGCGGCUACGAGUGGUGCUUUGAGGGAGAGGUUUGAUGGGUUUACCCGUGUGGGAAAUAUCAUAGGCACCAGCGUCAGUGCCGUCUUCCUCAUCAUUUUAUGCAUAGGAAACGGUUGGGUUCUGUAUCAGCUCGUGCAGCGUCUCAAGGUUGUUCUGCAGGAGCGCCGACAACGGAGUGGCUUUGACGCCGAGGAGAGUCAGAUUCAGGAUCAUUUUGCCCUCGAGGGAGGAGGAUUCCUGGCUCGUGUGUUCAAGAGGCUGUUUCGAGUCAUUGAUCGGCCGUGGAAGAUGUAUCCUUUGGGCGUCGUCUUUGGCCUUGGGUUUGAUACGAGUUCCGAGAUUGCUAUUCUUGGAAUUGCGAGUAUCCAGGCUGUGCAGGGGACGAGUAUCUGGCUGAUUUUGAUUUUCCCGUUGCUGUUUACCGCUGGCAUGUGUCUACUUGAUACCACCGACGGAGCCUUGAUGAUGGCUCUAUACACUUCCAAGGCCUUUUCCAGAGACGUCGUUGCCAUUCUAUACUAUUCCAUUGUACUCACCGGCAUCACAGUCUUUGUGUCUGCUUUUAUCGGCAUUAUCCAGGUCUUGUCCCUCAUCCAGAACGUUGCCGAGCCCGAGGGAGGUUUCUGGGAUGGUGUAUCCGCCAUUGGAGAUCACUUUGAUAUUAUCGGAGGAAGCAUCUGUGGUGUCUUUUUAGUUGUGGGACUAGGUUCUAUCCUCGUGUACAGGCCUUGGCGAAGACGUGUGGAGAGGAGGAAUCCGCCCCUUGUCGAUGCUGCUGAUGAGGGUUUGGAAGAGCCUCCGACUCCUGAUGAGACACCAGGACGUGUUUACACACCCUGA